CAGAGUUACAGAAGGAAAUGUGCAUGAGUUCACUGAAAAGAGCAUUAGAUGACAUAGAAUAUAAUGCUUGUGGAGCCGAACCUUUGAAAAAGAAGACCCGGUUACCUGUUUUAAAAAUGCACAUAGAGGGCAGUACAAGUGGUGAAAAAGCCAAAGUAGGUGCCCAUACUCAUUGCAGACUACAGAGUAAUAAGAAGCAUUUUCAAAGUGCUCCUCCAAAUCAUUCGUUAAAUGGAUUGUCAUAUACUGCAGUUUUGCAAGGUUCUGAUUAUGAAUGCAAAACAGACAAAUCUACUGAUCUCACCAUUAAAAAGGAGCAAGCAAAGCGUUCAUCAGAUUCAGAUUCUUUGCCAAAUCACACACUAGAGGAAUCAGAUAUAAAAAAACGUAAGGUUGACCAAACACUCAGAGAAACAGAAUCAGAAAAUCAUCAGGAUUCCACAAAACCACCUAAUGAACAGAACACAACAGAGGCAAUGUGUAGUACAUCACAGUACACAGAAUACCCAAAACAGGUUGCACGCCUAUGUGGAAUUGCAGACUAUAUGAGAGUACAGCAGAACUACACUUUUCAGAAGAAUGUUGCUUUUGCAAGAAAAAUUUUUGUGUAUUCAAGUGAUAGAAGUGAAUAUGAUUACGAUAAAAAUGAUACUAGUGAUGAUGAUGAUGAUGGGGAUGGUGAUCUGUAUGAUGACAAUGGCGGGGGUCUGUAUGCUGCUGCUGCUGAUGAUGUUGACGAUGAUGAUGAUGAUGAUGAAUAUGUCAAUCCUGAUACAGAAGUUGUUUCAAAACGACAUAAUUUACAGAUGGCUGAUUUCUUCACACUGCAGGGAAAUUGUGAACUGAGUGCACUGAAUGUAUUAAAGCCACAGUCUGGGGAGGUGCAACCUACUGAGCAAUGUCAGACCACUUCAUUUGGAAUAGGCUUGUUCUGCAACCAGCCUAUUAAUAAUACUUACUUUAAUUAGAUGCCCCAACACUGCCUGGGAGUCCAGGUGCUGCUGCUGCUGCUGCUGCUGCAGCAGUAGCAGUAGGAGCAGGAUGAUUUGAACAUGAUGAGAAUGGCAAUGAAGCUGAAGAAUUUGAUAGAACAAGUGCUACAUUAAACAGUUUGAAACAUGGCAUUCCUUACUGAAUAAUGUUUUUCAAGGAGUGGUCAAAUAUGACAUCUAAAUCAUGAGUAGCAUUCAAACUGUGCAUGUUCCUAAGUAAUAAAUGAGUUUGAUGUUUAGGUGAAUUUAAAUUUUGGAAAUAAAAAUGAUAUAGGUGUUAUAUGGCAAUUUACUUUUAUUGAAUAUUAAUUCUAGUUUCUGUUUUCAAUUAUUCCCUGGGUUAUAAAUACUCUGCAACAAAUGUCACACUGACGCUGUCUUUUGUUGUGCGGCGCAAAAUGGAAGUGCUACUUUUGUACUUCCAUUAAAGUGUAAAAGAUUAUGGUUAAGUUAUAAAACUUACCAUCUAUGGAUAAUUUUCUAUAUGCUGAUGACUGUUUUAUAUGGUACAUUCUUUCUUUCCCCGACUGAGCACUUUGUUGAUAAUUUGUAUUCAGUUUGCAGCCAUUCACAGCUUAAACAUCAAGAUACCUAUUAUACUGUGGUUUCUAAUGUUCUUCUGUUUAUAAUUCAAUGGAGUUAGUUAUGUGAAUUUCUUGACUGUAUUAUUGUAAAUAUAAACAAAAGUAUUA
This is a messenger RNA of Schistocerca gregaria, 1684 nucleotides long. RefSeq lists its product as uncharacterized. Bases 18 to 968 code for a protein of 316 amino acids. The transcript is spliced from 3 exons. NCBI's taxonomy places the organism in Eukaryota, Metazoa, Arthropoda, Insecta, Orthoptera, Acrididae. The record is from RefSeq and is a predicted model, not a curated record.